CAUACAAAUGUCUUAGCAGCCAGAUCUACCAGCUUUAAUUCUCGUGCGAGGGAAUUACUCUUUUCGCCCGCGGCCCCUUCAUCCCCGCGGAUAUACCCUGUCUGCUGAUCCUUUCUCUGCGCGUGUCUUCGUCUCGUCGCUUCUGUAAACCAUGGGAGAAGAAUUGCGUUGCUUCGUGGGGGGUCUGUCGUACAACACGGACGACAGGGCGCUCAUGGAGGCCUUCAGUCAAUACGGCUCUGUCGACGCCAAGGUCGUUAACGACAGGGAAACCGGGCGAUCGAGGGGCUUCGGCUUCGUGUCGUUCGGCGACAAGAACGGCAUGGAUGAGGCGAUCAAGGCAAUGGACGGUCAAAGUCUCGACGGUCGCACCAUCACCGUCAACAUGGCACAACCCAGAGGAUCCGGCGGCGGGGGAGGCGGCGGCCGCUAUGGCGGUGGUGGCGGCGGGUGGUCCGGUGGUGGUGGUGGUGCCGGUGGCGGAUGGGGCGGUGGCGGAGGCGGGUACCAGUCCCGAGGCGGCGGCGGCGGCGGCGGCUGCUUCAAGUGCGGCGAGCAGGGUCAUUUCGCCCGCGAGUGCCCCAGUGGAGGCGAUGGUGGUGGCGGCGGCGGUGGGUACGGAGGCGGAGGCGGUUAUGGGGGCCGUCCAGGGGCUCCUGGCGGCGGUGGGUACGGCGGUGGAGGAGGAGGUGGCGGUGGCGGCGGUGGGUAUGGCGGUGCUGGUGGAUCUGGUGGCUACGGGUGGUAGGGAAGGGGAUAUGGGCCUCGAGGGUGUAGAUACUAAGGCGAAGAAUAAUAGUAUUGCUGUUGUUUGCGCUUUCAGUGUCGGGCUCACUCUUGAAUUUAGCGGGUGAAUUUUGGCGUUUUGCGCCAGACUAGUGCGAGGUGUGAACGGUCAGAUGUGCUGUUUAUUUCUUUCCUCACGGUUCGCAUUAGGGUUGCCUCGUCUGCCUGAGUAUCAUUGCGAUUCCCGUUCAGAUGGUAGCUUCUUUCAGUUUUAGGAUACCGGUAUUGGUGUUACGCUCUAUCGUGCCUGCUCAGUUAUCAAUGUGGUGUGGAUGUCAGGAAUGCAGGUUGACCGCCUCUAGUUUCCCCCUAUUCAGUAAUUUGAAACAACCAUGUUCU
Molecule: messenger RNA, 1125 nt
Organism: Closterium sp. NIES-67
Lineage: Eukaryota; Viridiplantae; Streptophyta; Zygnematophyceae; Desmidiales; Closteriaceae
Source: the annotation of a GenBank genome assembly